AUGACCCACAGCUUUAGUGUAGGAGGUGGAGGGGCCGGGGGAGGGGGAGGUGCCGGGGCUAUGAAUCGUGCCCAUUCGAGUGCUGUCGCCGGCCGAAGUCUGGUCAAGAGCAAGGAGAAGGUGGGUGCCGUGGAGGCGCGGGAGCUGACGGCAGGCAAAGAAGGCGGAGGGGUGGCGACUGCACGGGCGUUGGCCGCACCGGAGGUUCAGGACAUGACACGGCGGGUUUCGACACACUGCGGCCGACCUCUCUUCUUCCUCACCCGUACGCCGUCUAUCAACUGUCUUACAUGCAACGUCGACCUUGGAAUGAACCUUUUCCUCCGCAUCAUCCGUCGCCGCGAAGAUGGUUACCACGAGCUGGCAUCCCUCUUCCAAACUGUGGCAUUUGGAGACACACUUCUCCUCAAAGUCCUGCCUGCCAUUGCCGUGCAAGAUGAAUUCUCCUCCUCUUAUACCUCACUUGUCACGGACCAGAGCAAUUUGGUCCUCAGGGCCCUUGAUCUUUUCCGAGAGAAGACCGGCAAGACCCAGCGCUUCGAAGUUUACCUCGAAAAACGCACUCCCGUCCAAGCAGGCCUAGGCGGGGGUUCCAGCAACGCUGCCACCACUUUAUUCGCGGCCAACCAAUUGUUGGGUACCCCGGCGACGGACGAGGAGCUGAUCGAGUGGUCCAAAGAGCUGGGGUCUGACAUCACCUUCUUCCUCUCGAAAGGCACAGCCUAUUGCACUGGCCGGGGUGAGCUUCUAGAACCCGUGCCCCCCCUUCCCUCCAGCAUUAAGCUUUACGUCGUCAAACCGCCCGUGGGUCUCUCCACCCCCGCCGUCUUCAAGGCGUUGGACCUGGAUGCUCUAAAUGGGGAGGACCCUCGGGAUCUCUUGGCGGCCUUUACGCAGCACUUGAGUCGUGGCGAGCUAGGCCCUGCCUCCAUGUACAUCAAUGACCUGGAGCCUCCGGCUUUUCAGUGUGUGCCUCGUCUCAAAGCCAUCAAAGAAGCAUUGUUGGCCCGAGGGUUUGACUGUGUGAUGAUGUCUGGGAGCGGCACCGCCAUUUUUGCCAUGGCCCCUGCCCCUUCCUCCCUCCCUUCCUCGGCCGGUUUAUCUUUCGAUGCGGCAGCGUUUGCGCGGGAAAUGGAGGUGGACAUAUGGGCCACGACCUUCACGAACCGACCGUCGGAUGACCCCAAGGCCUGGUACCCAAAUCCUCACGCGUAG
Messenger RNA from Nannochloropsis gaditana CCMP526, 1215 nucleotides. It is a transcript of the gene ISPE, whose product is annotated as 4-diphosphocytidyl-2-C-methyl-D-erythritol kinase. The transcript is spliced from 3 exons. Bases 1 to 1215 code for a protein of 404 amino acids. The record is from RefSeq and is a predicted model, not a curated record. Gene Ontology annotation, biological process: terpenoid biosynthetic process. Gene Ontology annotation, molecular function: ATP binding; 4-(cytidine 5'-diphospho)-2-C-methyl-D-erythritol kinase activity.